This is a messenger RNA of Eruca vesicaria subsp. sativa (arugula), 838 nucleotides long. The record is from the annotation of a GenBank genome assembly. NCBI's taxonomy places the organism in Eukaryota, Viridiplantae, Streptophyta, Magnoliopsida, Brassicales, Brassicaceae.
CCUAUACGUAAUGCUAAUUUAUCAAUUUCUUCUUCUUUUUUUUUAGUUAGGACUUUAUAACCAUUUCAAGUUUGCAAAAGCUCUACAUCUUCUCUCUAAGGCCAUCAUCUUAGUUUUGGUGUCUGCGUGGUUGUUGGUCGACCGUCAAAGUCUAUUUUGUGCUUCCCCUAAAGAGCGAUAUUAAGACUUCAUCAUCAUGAGAGCGUUUCUAGGUCUCCUGCUUCUCUUGGCCUUGACCACGUCUUCAAGUGCAAUUUACUGUCUCUGCAAAGAUGGAAUAGGAGAGAAAGAGCUUCAAACAACAAUAGACUAUGCAUGUGGAAGCUUAGCAGAUUGUAAUCCAAUCCAUGAUAAUGGUUCUUGUUACCAACCAAACACCGUAAAAAACCACUGUGAUUGGGCUGUUAACAGCUACUUUCAGAAAGCAGCUCAAGUCUCUGGAAGCUGUGAUUUCUCCGGAACUGCCACUACCAAUCAAAACCCACCUUCCAAUUUGGUUAGUGGUUGCAUAUAUCCUUCAAGUCCAUCAACGACAUCACCAACGGGAACUACUCCUGCGUUUGGUCCAACCGGAACCGGAGGCUUUUCAGGAAAUGGUGCUUCUAUUUUGGUCAUUUCCCAUGUUUUAACACUCUGUUUCUCAUCACUAGCGUUUCUUUGGGGUUCUGAUGUAAAGUUGGGAUUUGGCCACGUGUAGAGAGACAAAGACAUCCACUUAGAUGGGGUUCGUCUUUGAUUCUCUUUUGGGUGGAGAAAGAAGAUUAGUCUUUUUUUUUUCCUGUUCUUUCAUAUAUAUGUAAAAGUUGGCCUAAUUAUAACAUUGAGUGUAGAAAAUACA